CUUUUUCUCGCCAUAUUUUCCCUCUUUCUUAAAAAAAUCUAGCUCAUAUUUCCCCUUAUCACUCUCCAUAGUUCAAAAUUCUAGGGUUUUUCUAAAUUCAAAUUCCGUUCUGUUUUUAUUCAAUUCGUCGAUCGUCAAAGGCAAAUAUAGCGGCAAAAAUGUGUUGUCAAUUUCCGGCAUGGGAAUUCGAGCCAUUUCGAUAGCUGAUUUGAUUUUCUUCAGUAACUCUUCAAAGGUAUGACUUAAGCCUGUGGUCUGUUUCAAUAUAUAGCAAAUUACUUUUGUGCCCUUCCAUGGCCUUACUAUGGGAUGGACGUGUUCCGAUUUGAAUCCACAGAGUUGCAAUUUUUGUGGCGUUUAUAUGCACAUUUUGUGUAGUUCUAGUGUUGGUAGUGUUUUGUUUUUUGCUUGGGGUUUCUGUGGACAUGUUUAAGCAGAUUUUGGGGAAGCUUCCCCGGAAGCCGUCAAAAUCAUCAUCAUCAUCAUCUAACAGUGACUCGAAUCACAGUGAAGUUUCAGCAUUCUCAUCAGUUAACUCAAAUUCGAGCUCUAAUAGUAGUAAUAACUCAAAGGGGUUGGGAAAUAUGGGGAAAAUGUCUAAUUCAACAAGUUCCGGUGUGUCUCAGCUUACUAGCAAUGGGAAUCAUGUCCCAGUGAAGCCGAAUCAAGGGAAAAAACCUGUCCGGGUUAAUGAACAGGCUGGAACCUCUGUUAUGAACUCCAUGUUAUCCUCCUAUGAGGUUCUUCCAAGUUUUCGGGAUGUCCCAAGUUCAGAAAAGCAAAAUCUUUUGAUUAAGAAGUUGCAAAUGUGUUGUGUACUGUUUGAUUUUGGCGACCCUACGAAGAAUCUGAAGGAGAAGGAUGUCAAGAGGCAGACAUUGCUUGAACUAGUUGAUUAUAUUUCAUCUGUGAAUUCCAAGUUUAAUGAAGUUACGAUGCAAGAAAUAACGAAAAUGGUUGCUGCCAAUUUGUUUAGGACAUUUCCCUCGCCGAAUCAUGACAAUGGGCUACUGGAUAUGUUUGAUCCUGAAGAGGAUGAGCCCACUAUGGAACCCUCGUGGCCUCACCUUCAGGUUGUUUAUGAGUUUCUUCUGCGAUUUGUGGCUUCAUCAGAGACGGAUGCUAAGCUUGCAAAAAGAUACAUUGACCACUCUUUUGUCUUGAAAUUGCUUGAACUGUUUGAUUCAGAGGACCAACGAGAGCGGGAAUACUUGAAGACAAUUCUUCAUCGCGUAUAUGGGAAGUUCAUGGUGCACAGGCCAUUUAUCAGGAAAGCCAUAAAUAACAUAUUCUACCGAUUUAUCUUUGAGACUGAGAAGCACAAUGGAAUAGCAGAACUAUUGGAGAUCUUGGGCAGUAUAAUUAAUGGGUUUGCUCUGCCUUUAAAGGAAGAGCACAAGCUUUUUCUUGUCCGUGCAUUGAUUCCCCUUCACAAACCUAAAUGUGUAGCCAUGUAUCACCAACAACUCAUGUAUUGCAUCACACAAUUUGUGGAGAAAGACUGCAAGUUGGCAGAUACUGUGAUUAGAGGACUUUUGAAGUACUGGCCAGUAACCAAUAGUGGCAAGGAGGUCAUGUUUCUUGGUGAGUUGGAGGAAGUUCUGGAAGCUACCCAAGCUGCAGAGUUUCAAUGGUGUGUGGUCCCUUUGUUCCGUCAGAUUGGUCGUUGUCUCAAUAGCUCGCAUUUUCAGGUAGCUGAACGUGCUCUAUUCCUGUGGAAUAACGAUCACAUUAGAAACCUAAUAAUUCAGAAUCGUGAAGUGAUUUUACCCAUAAUUUUCCCCCCCUUGGAGAAAAACACCAAUGGUCACUGGAACCAAGCUGUUCAAAGUCUGACAUCAAAUGUGAGGAAGAUAUUUUCAGAUGCUGAUCAAGCACUUUUUGAUGAGUGUUUAGAGAAAUUCCAAGAAGAUGAGAUAAAAAGCAAGGAGAUGCAGGAGAGACGGGAAUUGACCUGGAAACGUUUAGAAGAUGUAGCAGCUUCCAACUUUGUGAGUAAUGAAGCUGUGCUCGUCUCUAGAUAUGCUUCUUCUGUCGUCAUUGCUACCAGCAACAAUUCACGGACAAAUAUGGGUAGUUGAAGAAAGCUUGCUUGCUAAUCUAGAAUUUACUAUUUUCAAUUAGUUGAUGAACCGUAGAUGUGGGCCCAAGAAUUGUAUUUUGUUACUUGGUGCUACAUCCAUGGUAAUGAUCUUAGCCGCCAGACAUUGAAGGUGAAAAUGGGGUUUGUGGAUACCAAGUUUCUCUUAUUUUUCUCUUAAUUUCUGCUUUUUUGGGGGGGCUGAGAAGCUGGUGUGCUCGGCUCAUUGCUUUUGGUCCCAUCUGCACGGGGCGUUUGUACUAUAAAGACUUAAGGUCUCAGAUAUACUCUUGGGAUUCUUGCUGAUAGCAAUAUUUAUUUGGUUAUAUUUAUUGAAAGAAGGAAUAUUUAUUUGGUGAUA
This is a messenger RNA of Nicotiana attenuata, 2441 nucleotides long. Its product is annotated as serine/threonine protein phosphatase 2A 59 kDa regulatory subunit B' gamma isoform-like. Bases 426 to 2081 code for a protein of 551 amino acids. The transcript has 2 exons. The record is from RefSeq and is a predicted model, not a curated record. Gene Ontology annotation, molecular function: protein phosphatase regulator activity. Lineage: Eukaryota; Viridiplantae; Streptophyta; Magnoliopsida; Solanales; Solanaceae. Gene Ontology annotation, cellular component: protein phosphatase type 2A complex. Gene Ontology annotation, biological process: signal transduction.